UAAUUCUUCAAAAUUAACAACGAGAACUCUCUGGUUUCUUCUUCUCUCCUUCGGAUUCUUCUCGAAUAUUUAAAUUUUCCUCUUCGUUUCGCCCAAAUUAUCGUCAAUCUCUGCAAGUUUUUCCGCCGGAUUUCCUCCGAUUUCUUGUUCGACGGUACAGUUUUCCAUGGCCGACGAAGCCAAAGCCAAGGGUAAUGCGGCGUUCUCAGCCGGCGACUUCUCCACCGCCGUCCGCCACUUCUCCGAUGCUAUCGAACUCGCUCCUACCAAUCAUGUUCUCUACUCUAAUCGAUCUGCUGCUUAUGCUUCUCUCCAUCAAUAUUCCGAAGCCUUGGCCGACGCGGAGAAGACUGUGGAGUUGAAGCCCGACUGGCCCAAGGGUUACAGCCGACUCGGCGCUGCUCAUCUCGGCCUCGGAGAACACGAGGCGGCUAUAUCGGCUUACAAGAAGGGGCUUGAGAUUGAUCCUAACAAUGAACCUUUGAAAUCUGGACUGGCUGAUGCUCAGUCUGCGGCUUCCAGGUCGCGGCCAGCGCCUCCGCCGAAUCCCUUCGGCAACGUUUUCUCCGGGCCCGAGAUGUGGGCUAAGCUGACCGCUGAUCCGACGACUAGGGCUUUUCUGCAACAGCCUGAUUUUCUGCAUAUAAUGCAGGAGAUUCAGAGAAACCCUAACAGUAUAAAUACGUAUUUGAAGGAUCAGAGAGUAAUGCAAUCGUUAGGGGUUUUACUGAACUUGAAGAUGCAUAAUCCGGCGGAGGAGGAACCAGAUGUUCCUGCUGAAUCCUCAUCUCCGCCAGCGGAACGAAAAAGAGCUGCGGAGGCCGAGCCGGUGAAGGAGCCUGAACCAGAGCCUAUGGAAGUGGCGGACGAGGAUAAGGAGGCUAAGGAGAAGAAGCUGCAGGCACAGAAGGAGAAGGAGGCGGGCAAUGCGGCGUACAAGAAGAAGGAUUUCGAAAAGGCAAUUAAUCAUUACUCUAAGGCGUUGGAGUUGGACGAUGAGGACAUCUCUUUCCUUACAAAUCGUGCUGCUGUCUAUUUGGAGAUGGGAAAGUACGAGGAGUGUAUCAAAGAUUGUGAUAAGGCUGUUGAGAGGGGAAGGGAGCUGAGGUCAGACUUUAAGAUGAUUGCAAGGGCUUUGACCAGGAAAGGAACAGCCUUUGUGAAAAUGGCAAAAUCUUCAAAUGAUUAUGAUAUUGCUAUAGAAACCUUCCAGAGGGCUCUUACCGAGCAUAGAAAUCCUGACACCCUGAAGAAACUUAAUGAUGCUGAGAAAUCAAAGAAGGACUUAGAGCAACAAGAGUAUUUUGAUCCUAAGAUGGCUGAUGAGGAACGGGAAAAAGGCAAUGAGUAUUUUAAGCAGCAAAAAUAUCCCGAGGCCAUGAAACAUUACUCAGAAUCCUUGAAGAGAAACCCCAAGGACGCAAGGGCAUAUAGUAACCGUGCUGCAUGCUAUACCAAGUUGGGGGCAUUGCCUGAGGGAUUGAAGGAUGCAGAGAAGUGCAUCGAGCUUGAUCCUACGUUUGCAAAGGGCUAUACAAGGAAAGGUGCAAUUCAGUUUUUCAUGAAAGAAUAUGAGAAAGCUUUGGAAACUUAUCAGGAGGGAUUAAAACAUGACCCUAAAAACCAAGAAUUGCUGGAUGGUAGCAGAAGAUGUGUAGAACAGAUUAACAAGGCAAGCCGUGGGGACUUGACCCCUGAAGAAUUGAAGGAAAGACAGGCCAAGGCGAUGCAGGACCCAGAAAUCCAAAAUAUUCUCACAGAUCCCGUAAUGAGACAGGUGUUGAUUGAUUUCCAGGAAAAUCCAAAGGCCGCGCAAGAACACACCAAGAAUCCAAUGGUGAUGAACAAAAUCCAGAAGCUGAUUAGCGCAGGAAUUGUCCAAAUGAGAUGAACAAAGCAACCCAAUUACCAUCAACUGGUCAGAAAGAUUUCUUAUAAUUUUCAAGUGCAGUUUGGAGUGUGUAUCGUUUUGAAUUAUUGAGAUAGACCCGUUUUGAAGUUGAAAUAAUUUUCUUGCUUAAUUUUUGUUUGAUUAUUGGUUUUUGAUCCCUGGCUAAUCUGUUUUGGAACAAACCCAAACAUCCUGGUUUAAAUUUCAAACGUAUUUAGCAGUGCCAGUGGCUAAUGUGGAAUGAUCUUUCAUGUCCAAAAUAGCGACUGCUGCAUCAUGUCCACAAACUUACAUCAUGUUCUGCUGCUCUGUUAUUUAACUUUUUUGUUCAGAUAACAAUUCAGCAUGUUCUUCAUUUUAGUGCUUA
This is a messenger RNA of Momordica charantia (bitter melon), 2258 nucleotides long. RefSeq names its product hsp70-Hsp90 organizing protein 1. The record is from RefSeq and is a predicted model, not a curated record. Gene Ontology annotation, molecular function: Hsp90 protein binding. NCBI's taxonomy places the organism in Eukaryota, Viridiplantae, Streptophyta, Magnoliopsida, Cucurbitales, Cucurbitaceae.